AUGACAUUAUUCAAUUAUUAUUAUUAUUAUUGUGGAUUAUUUUUGAUCGUAUAUACAAAAUAUCUUUUGGCAAAUAAAUGUAAUGAAUGUGAUGGAAUGAUUUUUAAUGAUUUUCUUACAGCCGACCAUGUUCCACCACCAACUAGAGGUGAUUGUGAAAUAGCAUCAACAGAUGGAAGUUGUUCUGUACGCAUUACAUGGUUUAAACAUAGUGCAACUGAAGUAUAUUACGGUUCAGAUUCACAUAUACCGACUGAUAGUAUUGUAGUUAAAACAGAACGUCGAGUUACAACAUGGUCUGGUGAAUAUGAAACUCGUCGACAUAUUAUUUACAAAUGUAAACCUUCAAAUACAACUCCAUGUAAUACAGUUGAAAAUUUAAAACAAGCUAUUGCCACAGUAACAUUUCCUACUGAUGAACAAAUGAAAAAAUUCGAUACAUUAAUUGUUCCAACAACAGAUUUUGAUGGUCGUUUAUGUUUGAACUUUUCGAAUACAACAAAUUGUAAUAAUAUAAAUCUAGUUAGUUGUCAACAAUGUAUUGGUAUUAUUCAAUAUUCAGAACAUAUCGAUAUUUGUGCAACAUGUCCAGCAAAUAAAGCUCUAGCAAAUUUUCUUGAAUAUGAAACAACAUUUCAAGUUCAUAAUCAAACUCGUUCAGAUGUUAUAAGAUUAGGAUGUCGUAAACGUGGUGCUUGUAAUUCAAUAGAAAAUAUUGAAAAAAUUAAAAAAACAUUAGUGACUCAAUUUGAUUUUCAUAAAUUCUCCUCUUCAACAGCAGCAUCCAUCACAUUAUCAACUACACUUGUUUUAAUUAUGCCAAUUAUAAUGAGACUUGUUCGUUGA
Adineta steineri is the source of this 846-nucleotide messenger RNA. The record is from the annotation of a GenBank genome assembly. NCBI's taxonomy places the organism in Eukaryota, Metazoa, Rotifera, Eurotatoria, Adinetida, Adinetidae.